Molecule: messenger RNA, 1494 nt
Organism: Malassezia globosa CBS 7966
Lineage: Eukaryota; Fungi; Basidiomycota; Malasseziomycetes; Malasseziales; Malasseziaceae
Exons: 2
Coding region: 1-1494 (497 amino acids)
Cellular component (GO): cytosol; protein phosphatase type 2A complex
Molecular function (GO): protein phosphatase regulator activity; protein binding
Source: RefSeq, a predicted model, not a curated record
AUGGAACGUGAUGGAAACGUAUCGGGUUCGCCAUCCGGUGGCUGGCGCUUUGCCCAGUGUUUUGGUGAUAAGGGCGACAUUGACGAUAUUACCGAGGCUGAUAUUAUUUCCACUGUCGAAUUCGAUCCAACCGGCAACUACCUCGCUACAGGCGAUAAAGGUGGACGCGUCGUAAUGUUCGAGCGGAGUGAUUUGAUGAAUGGCGGUAGCGGCAGCAAGCAGGGCUGUGAGUAUCGCUUUCACACCGAAUUUCAAUCACAUGAGCCAGAGUUCGAUUAUCUGAAAUCGCUUGAAAUUGAAGAAAAAAUCAAUCAGAUCUGCUGGUGCAAGCGACAAAAUGCUGCCCACAUGCUGCUUAGUACCAAUGACAAAACUAUCAAGUUAUGGAAAGUGUUCGAUAAACCGCUCAAUGCCGUGGCGGAAGGAAGUCUUGCGACUGGAGAAGACCCUGCAGCGGUCCUCAUGUCGUCUUCAGCGCAUUCCGAGUCGCCUGCUAACGGCACGUUGCAUCCUAGUUUGCUCAAACUCGGAGCACAAAACACCAGUGGACUAAUUGCACCAAUAAUUUCACCAGCACAGUCUCGACUCUUGCGUAUGCCGCGCCUCGUGUAUCACGACACUAUCGUUGCGGCUGUGCCGCGCAAAAUUUACGCCAAUGCACAUGCUUACCAUAUCAAUUCUCUGUCCGUAAAUUCGGAUGGCGAGACGUAUAUAAGUGCUGACGAUCUGCGCAUCAAUCUUUGGAACUUGGGCAUUAGUGAUCAGAGCUUCAACAUUGUUGAUAUCAAGCCUGUGAAUAUGGAGGAGCUCACUGAAGUAAUCACUGCUGCGCAGUUCCACCCGAUCAACUGCAACGAGCUUGCGUACUCGAGCUCAAAAGGCACAAUCAAACUUGCUGACAUGCGUGAGUCAGCCUUGUGUGACCGGCACGCGAAGCUAUUUGAAGAAGAAGAGGACCAAGCAAACCGUUCGUUCUUCAGUGAGAUUAUAAGCAGUAUAUCAGACGUGCGAUUUAGCCAUGAUGGCAGGUACCUCUUGUCGCGCGACUACUUAUCGCUCAAAGUCUGGGAUGUGAACAUGGAGUCGCGGCCAUUGGCUACGAUGCCGAUACACGAUUAUCUCCGUCCACGACUAUGUGACCUAUAUGAAAACGACUGCAUCUUCGACAAGUUCGAGGGCAUAUGGGGUCCCAACAACUCGACUGUCUUGACUGGCAGCUACAGUAACUACUUCCACCUUGUGGAUUGGGAGCGUGACUCUAGUGUAGUGUUACAGGCAGACAAGUCGGCGUUCAAGUCCCGAAAACUCGCGGCUAUGCACAAGCCCGGAACACGAGGCUUUGGCCCAUCGCAUAUCAACUCCAACAAUGUGGACUUUAACAAGAAGAUUUUGCAUGCCAGCUACCAUCCAAAAGAAGACACCAUUGCAAUUGCAGCGACUAACAACCUGUUCAUUUUCUCUGCGAACCAUCCUGCUCCAUCCGCUAUCGCUUAG